Molecule: messenger RNA, 2182 nt
Organism: Populus trichocarpa (black cottonwood)
Lineage: Eukaryota; Viridiplantae; Streptophyta; Magnoliopsida; Malpighiales; Salicaceae
Product: phenylacetaldehyde reductase
Exons: 12
Coding region: 96-1991 (631 amino acids)
Molecular function (GO): oxidoreductase activity, acting on the CH-OH group of donors, NAD or NADP as acceptor
Source: RefSeq, a predicted model, not a curated record
AAACUGGCCAUGAGUUAUUCUUAUUUUCGCUCUCCUCUAUCCUUUUUUUUUUUGGAAAGAUUCUCUGUCCUUUCUCUCUUAACUCUCACUGACAAAUGAGUGCAGAAGGAAAAGUAGUUUGUGUAACAGGAGCGUCAGGCUACAUUGCCUCAUGGCUAGUCAAGCUCUUACUCCACCGUGGUUAUACUGUCAAAGCCACUGUUCGUGAUCCAAAUGACCCAAAGAGAACUGAACACUUACUCAAUCUAGAUGGAGCUAAAGAAAGACUUCACUUAUUUAAAGCAAAUUUAGUUGAAGAGGGGUCUUUUGAUCCCGUAGUGGAUGGAUGUGAAAGCGUGUUUCACGUGGCUUCUCCUGUAUUACUCGGGACAAAUAUUGAUCCACAGGCAGAUCUGAUUGAACCUGCAGUAAAGGGAACCCUAAACGUUCUCAAGUCAUGUGCCAAAUUUCCUUCUGUCAAGAGAGUGAUUCUAACAUCUUCCAUGGCUUCGGUUAUUUUCAAUGGAAAACCAUUGACCCCUGGCGUGGUAGUGGAUGAGACUUGGUUUUCAGAUUCUGCGUUUUGUGUGUCAAAUAAGCUUUGGUAUAUGGCUUCAAAGACUUUAGCUGAGGAGGCUGCUUGGAAAUUUGUAAAAGAAAAAGGAAUUGACAUGGUUACAAUUAAUCCAGGCUUUGUGAUUGGUCCUCUCUUACAGCCAACUCUUAAAUCCACUGCCGAGCUGUUUCUGGACCGCAUAAAUGCACCAGGAUUGCCAAGUGAAAUUUAUAGAUUUGUUGAUGUGAGAGAUGUUGCUUAUGCACACAUUCAAGCACUUGAAAUACCUUCAGCCAGUGGUAGAUAUUGUUUAGUUGGAAGAGUUGCGCACUUCUCUGAUGCAGUGAAGAUUGCGCAUGAACUAUACCCUACUUUGCCCCUUCCUGAAAAAUGUGCAGAUGAUAAGCCUUCUCCAUUGAAUUACGAGGUAUCAAAAGAGAAAGCAAAGACUCUGGGUCUUGACUUCACUCCUCUGGAGAAAAUGAGUGGAGAAGGGAAGGUGGUGAGUGUAACUGGAGCAUCCGGGUACAUUGCUUCAUGGCUUGUCAAGUUGUUGCUUGAACGUGGGUACACAGUCAAAGCCUCAGUGCGUGACCCAAAUGAUGCAAAGAAAACUGAACACUUGCUUGCACUCGAUGGAGCUAAGGAAAGACUGCAGUUGUUCAAAGCAGACUUACUGGAUGAAGGAUCUUUUGAUCCUGUGGUUGAGGGAUGUGAAUGCGUUUUCCAUACUGCAUCCCCAUUUUAUUUCACUGUCAAUGAUCCUCAGGCAGAACUUGUUGACCCUGCAUUGAAGGGAACAGUUAAUGUUCUUAGGUCAUGCACUAAAAUUCCUUCUAUCAAAAGAGUUGUCAUAACAUCAUCCAUGGCAGCAGUUGUAUUCAAUGGGAAAUCUCUUGCACCCGAUGUAGUAGUUGAUGAGACAUGGUUUUCAGAUUCAGAUUUUUGUGAGAAAUCAAAGCUAUGGUACCAUCUUUCAAAAACAUUAGCAGAAGAAGCUGCUUGGAAGUUCACUAAAGAGAAUGGAAUUGACAUGGUCACUUUAAAUCCAGGGUUGGUGAUCGGCCCUCUCUUGCAGCCAACACUUAAUCAAAGUGCAGAGUCGGUUCUUGACCUUAUAAAUGGGGCAAAAAGCUAUCCAAAUACAACGUAUAGAUGGGUAGAUGUUAGAGAUGUUGCCAAUGCACAUAUCUAUGCCUUGGAGAAUCCUUCAGCUAACGGGCGAUACUGUUUAGUAGGGACUGUUAUACACUCUUCUGAGGCUGUGAAGAUUUUAAGCAAGCUUUACCCUGAUCUCACUAUUCCUAAACAGUGUGCAGAUGAUAAGCCUCCCAUGCCAAAAUAUCAGGUAUCCAAAGAGAGAGCAGCAAGUCUGGGUGUCAAGUAUACUCCUCUUGAGGCAAGUCUAAAGGAUACUAUCGAAAGCUUGAAGGAGAAGAACUUUGUUAGCUUCUGACUCUAAUUAUCUACUUGCAAGUCAGACAAAUGGAAGUAAAAUUCCACCCUAAAACUGAUUGUUAUUAAUCUUAUUUUUCACUAUUGUGAUUUGUCCUGGAGGUCUCCAUCCUGAAAUCUUUAGGAUGCAACCGGUGUAAAAAACAAUAAAAACAAAAGAAACUGAAGUCAGCAAAUAAGUUGAUUCCAAUA